AUUAAACUGAAGUAAAAAAAAAACUGUAGCUGAUCCCAGAAACACAUUACACUGACUAAUGUGUUUGUUCCCCCUUGGAUUUUGUGAGUCAUGUACUGGAGUGAGAGUUAACUGAUUGGGAUCAUCAAAAAGUAAGAAGCCAAUGACAUGAGGUCUUUCUCGUCAUCGCACACUUCCGUGAAACUCUGAAGAAAUAGAGUCUAUUUUAAGUCAGAUAGAAGGAAGAAAAAUAAAAUCAACGUUGAACUUCGCAAACAAGUUGAUCGCCUGAAGCUGCCACACACUUCACAAUAGUUUACAAAAAACAGGCGCAUAGAAAAAGAGUGGUAUUCAAGAAGAUAAAGUUGUACGAGAGGAUAAACAAUUUGAAGAUAAAAGUUAAUGUGAAUAUUUAAGCCUUGGGAUAUGUAAAGAAGUAAACUUUUCUGCGCCAUUGUGACUGAUUUUCAGCCAUGUCACCAAAGUCCUCAAUCACUGAUUUCUAUCGUCUUGGAGAGCCCAACUAGUCAACCAGCCUACAUCUCCCAACACGGCUCGGACCAUAAGACAGGGACUUCAUCGAUUGGCAACACGUAUUGAUCUGGGCACCCUAAACCCUCUUCCAAUCUAGCAUGACACAUAGAGGUAAGCACUGGUGGGUCGGCAUGUCCAAGCCAUCUCAGUCGACUAAGAUUCACAACCUCAUCAAGCUACUUGUCUAUCUUGCCUCGUACCCUUCGCCUGAACUCAUCGUUGCUCACAGGGUGAUAUCACUAAGUGCUGGUAAUGCUACGAAGACUUCUGAAAUCGAAACCCAGCAAUCGCUUCAUCUCUUCUCCCUUCAAUGCUCGUCUAAGCCGUAUAACAGGAUAGAAUGAAUUGCAAUGCAGUAUACUCAUCGUUCGAUAGAUAGUCGGAUAUCUCACCAGUCGGUGCCACAAAUGACGCACGUUGGCUAAUGCCAAACAGGCUUUCUGUAUCCUAGUUGAGAUUUUGUCAACAGAUGAACCGUUAUGGCUUAUACAACUCCUCAACUUGAUUUAACUGAUUACUGUCUUCUUGGUGAGUGGACUGAACUAUACCGUGCCUUUUAGUCUAAGAUUAUAGUUACCCCGUUCUCUGGAGCUCCAUAAAUAUCUUACAUUAAGACCCAGCGUCAAAAGUAGUUUUCGUCACAAAUUAUCACCAGUUGAAGAACAACUGAAAAUAUGGAAGCACUCGACAUCUGUCUUGUACUAACUUACGAUUCCCUAGUAGUACGCACUACUGGUCCAGAAUCCAGUCUUUUACUAUUUCCUACUUCUACCGCUCCACUAGAUACCACGGCCAAUAAAUUCAAACUUCAAACAGAUGACAAACAGUUAAUCUAUUCAAAUUUUUGUUUUACAGUUCAUGAUAAAGUAUAGUUGAACAUGAUGAAGCAACAGUGUAAGAAUGAGAUUCACGAAAACCCCACAAAUAAUCUACGUUUACUUGAUUAUCAAUCAAAAAAACUACAUAAAGAUUCUACUCAGCUAUUAAAUAAAUUAUCAUUUCAUCAUAAAGAAAUUAAACUGAUUUUAGAUAAUUAUGAAGAUUUGAAAUCAGCACUACUAACAGAUGGCAAAAAGUAUUAUAACAGAUUGUUCAAGUUUCGAACAUUAGUAGAAGCAUUCAGUACAAAGAAAGCAAAGAUUACAAACAAAGAAGCAAGACAUAGUAGUUGUAUUAUAAAAGAUUUGCAAGAACUAAUGCAAAGUAUCGAAGAGAUCUUAACAGAAAAUAAAGCGGAAGAAAGAAUGAUCGCUGAGGCUUUACUUCAACAAGAAGUUGAUUUAUGGCAAGAUUGUUUAAAUUUGGAGCGUCAAAUUGACUAUUGGGAGAAUGACUCUAAAAUGGGGGAGAAAAUCAACUCAAAAAGGCAGAAUAAAAGACAAUCAAUUAAUUUAUCUGCACGCUUAGGCAUCACAAAUAAUCUGCCAGCAGAAAUCUGUGAUUUUCAGAAUUUUAUAGACAAUAAUGGUGGUCGAACAGGUGGCUGGACUACAGAAGAACACUCGAAAUUCUUAAAACAACUAAAAAUUUAUCAAAUCCAAAAAGUUAAGAUCAAAAAUGAACAAGCUGGUUCAGACAAGUCAAUCAACUGUUCUCAAGAUACAUCAAGUGAAAUUAUCAAUGAUCACGUACAAAUGAAUAUUCCAGCUAAUGACGCUACUGAUCGAACAAUGCAAAACAAUGCAAAUAUGAAGAUGACAACUCAAGAUUGUGAAAGUCUCACUGCAUUUCAUCAGGAAGUCGCCAAAAUACUCAUAACUAAGACGUCAGAAGAGGUGGCUAGACAUGAGAAAUGGUGGGAGGAAUUCCAGAGACUUGAAACUGCAAAACGUAUAGCUAUUCAAAAGUGGAAUGAGAAUCGGCGUUCUAACUCACAAAACGGAAAAGGAUCAGAAAGUCAGCAAUCCUGUGAAUCCAUUGAAAAAAGUCACUACAAACCUCAUUUAAAACAGCAUUUUUCAUUAAGUCAGUUGGAAGCAAGAAAAGCAGAAUUAGAAUUGUGGCGACAACAAAGACAAAAGAUGAAGAAACAACAAGAAUUACUGAAAAAGCAAGCCGAAAUUGAAUUUAAACAAACUGAAUUAAAACUGACUAAAAGAAACAGGCCCACUGUUUAUUUGAUUCACCACUUGUUUGCAGAGCUGCACAACAAAAUCUCAGUGUAUAAAGAGAAAAAAAUGGCUGAGAAAUUAACUGCUCGUCAAUGGCUGGCAACUCAAACUGAAGCGGAACGUUUAAUACGUCAACGUAGAGUGAAAGAUGCUAGUCAUCGAAUUCAACAAAGAACUAUUAAUCAAUUAAAUCAAUUGUCUGCGCGUAAAAAAGCUAAAGCUGAGACAGAAAUCAGUCGACAAGAAUUAUUGGGACGAAUUCCAGUACAGACAAAUGUACAUGUGACACGUGAUUCAGAACGUUUAAUUCAAUUGACUAAAGGAUGGGAAAUGCGCUUAGCUCAACCUAAACAAGAUAGUAUUAUUAUCAACCAAGGCCUUGAUUUAACUGCGACUCCUGGGAGGAUGAUACCACAGUGGAGAAGGAAUUUGUAA
Heterobilharzia americana is the source of this 3059-nucleotide messenger RNA. NCBI's taxonomy places the organism in Eukaryota, Metazoa, Platyhelminthes, Trematoda, Strigeidida, Schistosomatidae. The record is from the annotation of a GenBank genome assembly.